This is a messenger RNA of Andrographis paniculata, 2250 nucleotides long. RefSeq names its product pollen receptor-like kinase 3. The record is from RefSeq and is a predicted model, not a curated record. Bases 136 to 2058 code for a protein of 640 amino acids. Lineage: Eukaryota; Viridiplantae; Streptophyta; Magnoliopsida; Lamiales; Acanthaceae. Gene Ontology annotation, biological process: protein phosphorylation. Gene Ontology annotation, molecular function: ATP binding; protein binding; protein kinase activity. The transcript has 2 exons.
AAGGCCAAGACAAGAAACGGACAUCCACAGUAAGGAUUCAAAGGCAUACCUUUUGCAUUUCUCAGGAGGGUGUAUCAUCAUCAGGGCCAGGCCGGGAGGCCUUUCUCCGCCGCAUUCCCACAUCGCACAACCACCAUGGCCGCCGGUCGCCGCCGCCGCCGCCUCCUCCUCCUCUUCCUCCUCAUCGCCGCCACCGCCUUCACUAGUCUGGCUGCCAAUGAAGAUAUCCACCUCAUCGAAUUCAAAGAAUCCUUGUCGAACACGGCGUCCCUCGAUCCGACCUGGAUCCGAGGCACGAACCCCUGCGACAGCCAGAAGCCGUGGGCGGGGAUCGACUGCGCCGACACCGCCGGCCAGUCGGUCUCCUCCAUCCUGCUCAUGAACCACGGCCUCGCCGGGGAUUCGUCGAGCCUCGACGUCGAGGCGCUGACGAAUCUCGCGACGCUCCGGGUCCUAAGCUUGGAGAACAACAGCUUCUCCGGCGCCGUCCCGGAAUUUAACCGCCUCGGCUCGCUGAAGUCCCUGUUUUUAGGCGGGAACGCCUUCUCUGGCGAGAUUCCGCCGGCGUACUUCGACAGCAUGCGGUCCCUCAAGCGGGUUCAUCUCUCGAGAAACAAGUUCGUCGGGAAGAUCCCCGACUCGUUGAUUCGGAUUGCGUCGCUCCGCGAGGUGUUGCUCGAACGCAACGAAUUCGCGGGACCGAUCCCUUCCUUCGACCAGAAGUCGUUGGAGACGAUCGACUUGUCGUACAACAAGUUGCGGGGCGAAAUCCCUCCAGGCAUGGCUAGAUUCCCGGCGCGGACGUUCGAAGGUAAUCCCGACGUCUGCGGCGCCGUCAUUAACAAGCCGUGCAGCAGCGUGAAUGCAGACGGACUAGAACCGGUGGGGAACGAAUCGAGCAGCUCGGGGAAAACCACAAAGUGGGCGAUAUUAGGGAUCGUCGUAGCCGUGUUGUUGGUGACGAUACUUUUCAAGGCGAAGAGGAAAGAACCGAGUUUCGCCGUGCUAGGAAAGGAAAACCCGAGCGCCGUUAAGAACAAUAAUCGAGCGGUAUCGGUGCAGUCGCCGAGCUUGAACAGGAAAGUCAGCAACAACAAGAGACCAUCCGGAGCACACAUUGAUAUCGAAAGCCAACCGUCUAAGAACAUCGCUGCAAAAACGACGAAUGAUCUCGUGAUUAUAAACAACGAAAGAGGAGUGUUCGGAUUACCUGAUUUGAUGAAGGCUGCCGCGGAGGUUCUCGGAAGCGGUAAUCUUGGAUCGUCGUACAGAGCAUCGAUGGUGAACGGACUGUCUGUCGUUGUGAAAAGGAUGAGACAUAUGAAUAAGCUUAACAGAGAUGCAUUCGAUAUUGAAGUAAGAAAGCUUGGGAGGAUAAGGCACCUUAAUAUCUUGCCGCCAUUGGCGUACCAUUACCGGAAAGAAGAGAAGCUCAUGGUGUCCGAGUAUGUUCCGAAAGGAAGCUUGCUGCUUCAGCUACACGGCGAACGUGGAGCAGAGCAAUCGGAGCUGAACUGGCCGAUUCGGUUGAAGGUCAUAAAAGGCGUAGCUCGAGGGAUGGGUUUCCUCCACACUGAAUUCGCGAACCACGAACUUCCACAUGGAAAUCUCAAGUCGAGCAACAUUCUUCUCGCUCAGAACUACGAGCCACUCCUCACGGACUACGCAAUGUAUUCCUUAAUCAGCAACAAUCAGUCGGUGCAAGCUCUAUCCGCCAGUAAAUCUCCGGAAGCUGUGCGCUACCAACAGCUCACUCACAAGAGCGAUGUAUUCUGCCUCGGACUCGUCAUCCUCGAGAUCAUGACGAGGAAGCUCCCGAUUCAGUACGUCAGCAGCCAGAAAGGCGGAACCGACGUCGUCCAGUGGAUGAGGAACGCCAUCUCCGAGAACAGGCUCGUCGAACUCAUCGAUCCGGAGAUCGCCAGCAACGCGUCCAAGGAUUCAAUCGAUUCGAUGGAGAAAAUGCUGCGGAUUGGCGCUGCCUGCACGGAAGACGACCACGAGCAGAGAAUCGAGAUGAGGGAAGCAAUCCGGAGCAUCGAGGAAAUCCAGAACUGAUAGUGAGCAGAACAACUGCUUUGAUUCGCAUAUUCAUCUGCGAUAAACACUUGAGUUACGAAACGAUCGAUUCGAUCAAUCGCGCAAUUGUACAAUUGAUUAUGAACUGAUUUUUGAAUCAUCAAAGAGAAGCAAGAGAAUUCGAUUACACAGAUUAUACCAUCUGAGCGUUCUUCCUUCCAUUGCAGUAAA